AUGGGCAGUGCAGCUUUUGUUUCGCACCAAUGGGUUGGUAAAAGCCAUCCGGAUCCCGAGUUCAAACAGUUGCGAGUACUACAAGAUGCUAUCCAUCAUAUGUUGUCCAACAUGAAGCAUAUCCCGCUGGACCAGCUCACAGAGUCACUUGUGCCGGGAUCAACGUCGCUUGACUUAAAGGCCAUGAAGGCGCGACCACUCUUCAUAUGGUAUGAUUACUUCUCCUGUCCGCAGCUCGAGUCUCAUAUCCCCGACCGGGUGGUCCACCAGAUGAGCAAUCUCGACCAGGCCAUCAGUAGCAUCCCAGCCUACGUUUCCAGAAGUACUUUCUUCUUUGCCCUUUGUCCGGUCGUUGACAGCGAAAGUCAGGACAAGGUUUUCACGCAAGGCACCUGGGCAAGCCGUGGCUGGUGCAAAUUCGAGGCAGCAUGCCGGGAGUUGUCUCCCGAUUCUUCGUGGAUUUUGAUCAAAAGCCGCACAGACGUGACUCUCAUUGCUACACCAUUAGCAUCCAUUGCGCAAUCGCCAGGCGAGGGUGCCUUCACGGUUGAACUGGACAGGCGACUGCUGGCACCCAUCAUGCUGCAAGCCAUCAGGCGCAAACUGCAUUUCUGCUUGAGGAGAGAAGACUUCGUCAGCUACCGCGUUCUUCUGAGUCUUCAGAAGGUUCAUCUGCGAGGCUUCCAAACGAAGCCACUGGUGAAUCUGAUUCCUGGUUACUCAGCACCGGAGUUGGCAGUCUCGGAGUCUGCCCGAUCAGUGUCCCACUUUCUGUACCAAUACGGCUUUUCGUCUGUUAGGGCCGUGGACAGUCAGGGAUGGGCGCCCCUACACUAUGCAGCUCUGGCCGGGGACGCAACUUUGAUUGGAGACUUAUUGGAGCAGCGUGUUGACCUGAACUGUGUCACGAAGAAGGAUCAGCAUCUUGCAGGGAUGCCUCCUUUUGCAUCGGCACUUGUCAUCUCUGCUUCCUUCAACCACAACGAGUCUGUCCGCCUGCUGCUUUCCUGCAAGGCCCGUCCCGGGGGCCUCUUGCAGCCGGCGAUGGUCAUGGCAGCGCUGGCAAACAACGCAGCGGCUAUUCGUAUGUUGUGCGAGUCGGGCUGCAGUCCCAACACCAAGGACGUCUUGGGCUUCUCUGCUUUCGAAGCUGCCUGUGGUUUUGGCAACUUGGACGCCGCAAGGGAGAUCAUCCGACAGGGAGGUGAUACAGUCGAUAUAUCUCGUGGGCUGUAUUGCGGCAUGACCAACAGAGGUGGGACAGCCGAGCUUGUGGAGUUUCUGCUCAGUCUUCGUGCUGAUGUUAAUCACCAGUUUCGGCUGUCGUCGAUGACUUGCAUGGGCAGAUUACUAGUUGCAGGCAAGACGCUUCAACACAGAUUUGGCAAGCAAACAAUGGGAAGCAAAGCAUCCUAUCAUGGCCAGGAUGUGACGCCUCUCAUGGUAGCAGUGAUGUCUGGGCAGUAUGAGGGGGCCGCUGCGCUCCUGGCAGCAGGAGCCCGCACGGAUCUUCGCAACUCACGCAAGAAGACCGUCGCCGACUUCGCCGAGGAGCAAGCCUUGCCUCGAUUCUUGCAAGAUGCCCUCGAGGACGGGCUAAACCGGGUAGAUGUCCAGCGAAUAGCUUCAGCUGCUCUGGCGAAUAGCUACUUCGAGGUAUAA
Molecule: messenger RNA, 1662 nt
Organism: Symbiodinium sp. CCMP2456
Lineage: Eukaryota; Dinophyceae; Suessiales; Symbiodiniaceae
Source: the annotation of a GenBank genome assembly